AUGACAACAACUGCAAUCCCUCCCAGGAACUUCCACAUCUUUGGCAGCGGUAUCUCGUUCAGCAUUUCGCCAACAAUCCACAACACUGGUUUCCGAUACUAUGGCCUCCCUUACACGUACGAUAUCCGCGAAUCACCAAGCAUCGAUGAAGUUGCUUGGCUUAUCCAAGACCCCCGUUUCGGUGGCGCCAGCGUGACAAUGCCACACAAACUACAAGUCCACAAAUAUUGCAACCACCAGACUGAGACUGCCCGUUUGAUCGGUGCGAUUAAUACGCUGAUUGUCAAAAGCGACGGGGAUCGGCAAAUCAUCACCGGUGACAACACCGACUGGUCUGGUCUGCACAGCAUCAUCGCCAACUACUCGGCAAAGACCCAGCAGCAGCCUAAUGUGGGCCUUGUUAUUGGCGCUGGGGGUGCUGCACGCGCAGCACUCUUUGCUUUGCACAAAGCUGGUAUACAGCACAUUUACGUUGUAAACCGUACCCUCUCCGUGGCCGAAAAAGUCAAGCACGAUUUCAAGAAUGUUUUCGAUAUCACGGUCCUUCCAAGUCUUGGAGAACUAUCGAACAACCCAGAUGUUAUCAUUGGCACUGUUCCCGCAGAGACAACGACAGAGGAUCAGUUCAGUUCUCUUUUUGGACCUCAAGGCCUCUGUAUUGACAUGUCAUACAAGCCACGACAAACACCCUUGCUGAAUGCUGCGCAAAAGCAUCCCGAGUGGACUACAGUCCCUGGGGUGGAGGUGCUUCUCGCGCAAGGGUUUGAUCAAUUUCGGCUCUGGACAGGCCGGGAUCUUCCGAAGGAGAAGAUGGUCGAGGCAGUUAUGGCUCGUGAUCGCGAGUUGAUCAAAGGACCCAAGAAUGGGAUGCUGUGA
Messenger RNA from Penicillium alfredii, 876 nucleotides. Its product is annotated as shikimate / quinate 5-dehydrogenase protein. Gene Ontology annotation, molecular function: shikimate 3-dehydrogenase (NADP+) activity. The transcript has a single exon. Gene Ontology annotation, cellular component: cytoplasm. Bases 1 to 876 code for a protein of 291 amino acids. NCBI's taxonomy places the organism in Eukaryota, Fungi, Ascomycota, Eurotiomycetes, Eurotiales, Aspergillaceae. Gene Ontology annotation, biological process: chorismate biosynthetic process; shikimate metabolic process. The record is from RefSeq and is a predicted model, not a curated record.